AUGAUAAAUGGGCUUUGCAAGAAGGGUAAGACGGAGGAAGCUAAUGAGUUGUUGGAAUUAAUGAGUCAGAGAGGCUUGCAACCUAAUGUGGUGACUUUUAGUACAGUGAUAAAUGGGUUUUGCAAGAAGGGGAAGAUGCAGGAAGCUAAUGGGUUGUUGGAAUUGAUGAGUCAAAGAGGUUUGGAGCCUAAUAUGGUGACAUUUACUACAAUGAUAAAUUGGCUUUGCGAGGAGGGGAAGACGGAGGAAGCUAAUGGGUUGUUGAAAUUGAUGAGUCAACGAGGUUUGCAGCCUAAUGUGGUGACUUUUAAUACUAUGAAAAGUGGGCUUUGCAAUGAGGGGAAAAUGGAGGGGAAGGUGGAGGAAGCUAACGGGUUGUUGGAAUUGAUGAGUCAAAGAGGUUUUCAGCCUAAUCUGGUGACAUUUAAUCCAAUGAUUAGUGGCUUUGCAAAGAGGGGAAGAUUAAGGAAGCUAAUGGGUUAA
Messenger RNA from Pistacia vera, 483 nucleotides. RefSeq names its product pentatricopeptide repeat-containing protein At1g63400-like. The record is from RefSeq and is a predicted model, not a curated record. Gene Ontology annotation, molecular function: protein binding. Lineage: Eukaryota; Viridiplantae; Streptophyta; Magnoliopsida; Sapindales; Anacardiaceae. The coding region runs from base 1 to 483 and encodes 160 amino acids. The transcript is spliced from 2 exons.